GUACACAUACACUCCAUAUAAUAAUCAGAUGCAUGUAAAAGAGAGGGGGACUUCGUCAUGUCGACCACUGGUCCCAUAAGUAAUUAUUAUGUGGAUUCCUUGAUAAGCCAUGAAAGCGAGGACGUUCUGGCGACACGAUUCUCCACCCCAGGAUCGCUUCCUCCAGGAUCUCGCUCGACGCCCCUCGUACCGGACUGUGCUGAUUUUCCCAGCUGCAGCUUUGCACCGAAACCUCCCGUCUUCGCCAACUCCUGGGGCCCAGUACAUUCUCAGUCUUCAGUGGUCUACCAUCCGUACACCCACCCGCCUCAUUUAGGAACAGACACCAGGUAUGUGCGCUCCUGGUUGGAGCCUCUCUCCGCCGCCGUGCCCUUUCCCGGCUACCCGGCAAACAGUAGACACUAUGGGCUGAAACCCGACGCCUUCCCGGAGCGCAGAGCCGGUGAUUGUCUGGGCUCCAACGGGCGCAGCUAUACGGAUUAUCUCUACGGCUCCUCCGCAGACAUCCGAGAUAAGAGCCAACAGAACAUCCCCUCUCCGGAGUCUGAGGUUUUGGCUUCCGGAAAGCACAAAGACGACAAACCAGAACUAGACCCCAAUAACCCAGUGGCGAACUGGAUCCACGCGCGCUCGACCAGGAAGAAGCGGUGUCCGUACACCAAAUACCAGACACUCGAACUGGAAAAGGAGUUUCUAUUUAACAUGUACCUGACCAGGGACCGUCGGUACGAGGUUGCUCGGGUUCUAAAUCUAACGGAGCGGCAGGUUAAAAUCUGGUUCCAGAACAGGCGGAUGAAGAUGAAGAAAAUGAACAAAGAAAAGACUGACAGCAAAGAACAAUAAUGAGCAAAAAUCUGUAUUCUCUACAAGGACAGAAAAACCACAUUAGUGAACAUCCCCGGCCCCUUAGAACCACACACAUCAUCAAAGAUCACAAGAAGCAAUCUCUGCGUUUUCUUUCUCACGUCUAUUUACACAUUAUAUUUUCCUGUUGUGUCAUAAUUUACUUCAUCCAACAUUCAGUAAGAUAUAUGGUAAAAUGUCAUUCAGCUGCUGCUUUGAAAGGACAGUUGUUUUCUACCUGAGUUGGUGGAAAAAAUACGAGACAUAUGGGACGACUGUUCUGAAGUAUGAGCGUGAAAGUACUUGAAAUUUUAUUUCGUUAUUUCUUUUCAUUUGUAAUUUAUGACGUUCAUGUAUGUGCCUAUAUUUUUUCCUGCUUUUUCCUAUGCACGUGUAAACGCUGCAUAUUUUGUAUAGAAAGGGGACUGCAACAUCAUCUGUAGUGAUAAAGUCAGGAACGUUUGUCUGUGCGUAUUUGUGGUAGGCCUUCUGUAAUAGUUUAGGGUGUACCUGUUCGUGUAUUUUUACUUUAUUCUGAUGAUUAGCCUGUGAAGUUAUGUUCUAAUGUAGAUGUCGUAUAUUUAAAUAUAUUCAUUAUCACCAUAGUUAUCAAGUUUCGUGUUCUUCUUUGAAUGCAAGUGACACUUUGCAUAGAAUAUAAAGCGUAAAGAAAGCGUGUGCAGUAAAAUAUUCUAUGUUAAUUGGACUGCAACCGCUUACACGAGACCAAUAGGUUUCAAGCCAAAUGACAUUUGUAUUUACGCAUGCACAGGAUGCAUACACAUAAUAUGUAAUAUAUCGGUUAUUGAAAAUUGGUAUUGGUAUUAUUCUGCUCCCUCUUAAUGAACAUUUCCAGUACUGUGUAAGGCCAGUCAUCGCUAUGAAAUAUGUCCUCUUCGCACACAGGCCUA
Conger conger (European conger) is the source of this 1754-nucleotide messenger RNA. RefSeq names its product homeobox C9a (gene hoxc9a). NCBI's taxonomy places the organism in Eukaryota, Metazoa, Chordata, Actinopteri, Anguilliformes, Congridae. Gene Ontology annotation, biological process: DNA-templated transcription; regulation of transcription by RNA polymerase II; embryonic skeletal system morphogenesis. The transcript is spliced from 2 exons. Bases 58 to 843 code for a protein of 261 amino acids. Gene Ontology annotation, cellular component: nucleus. The record is from RefSeq and is a predicted model, not a curated record. Gene Ontology annotation, molecular function: DNA-binding transcription factor activity, RNA polymerase II-specific; RNA polymerase II cis-regulatory region sequence-specific DNA binding.